Messenger RNA from Lathyrus oleraceus (garden pea), 1488 nucleotides. RefSeq lists its product as uncharacterized. NCBI's taxonomy places the organism in Eukaryota, Viridiplantae, Streptophyta, Magnoliopsida, Fabales, Fabaceae. Gene Ontology annotation, cellular component: membrane. The transcript is spliced from 15 exons. The record is from RefSeq and is a predicted model, not a curated record. Bases 1 to 1488 code for a protein of 495 amino acids. Gene Ontology annotation, molecular function: nucleic acid binding.
AUGCUACCAAUUUUCAUUGAUGUUGUUAUUGUUUUUGUUAUUGUUGUUAUUGUUAUUGUUGCUGGUGUUAUUGCUAAAUCUACUAUUGUUGUUGUCUUUGUUGUUGUUGUUGAUGUUAUUGUUGUUAUUGUUGUCGCUAUUGGUGUUAUUGUUAAAGUUGCUGAUGCUAAUUGUGGGAAUGUUGUUGUUGUUGUAGGUGUUGCCCCUGUUGCUACUCCUGUUGUUAUUUUUGUUGUUGUUAUUGUUGUGGUUAUUAUCAUUAUUUUUGGUGUUGCAACUAUUGUUGUUGUUAUUGUUGUUACUAGUGUUGUUUUUGUAUUCUUUUUGUUGUUCUUGUAUUUUAUUAUUGUCGUUGAUUUUAUUGUUUGUUGUUUUGUUGUUGUUGGUGGUGGUGGUGGUCGUGUUAAUACUAUUGUUGUUGCUUCUGUUAUUGUUGUGGUUGUUGUGAAUUUUUAUUGCUUUGUUGUUAUUGAUGUUGUUGUUGUUGUUAUUAUUUUUGCUAUUAUUGUAGUUGUUGUUGCUGCUAUUGUUGUAGUUAUUGUUGUAUCUAAUGUUGUUAUUGUUGUAAUUGUUGUUAUUGUUGUUGCUGAUGUUAUUGGAGAUAUUGUUUUUGUUGUUAUAGUAGUUGUUACUGUUGUUGCAAUUGUUGUUAUUGGGGUUUUCGUUGUUGUUGUAUUUCUUAUUGUUAUUGUUGUUGUAGUUGUAGCAACUACUUUUGUUAUUUUUUCUACUAUUGAUGUUAUUGUUGUUAUUGUUGAAGCAGUUGUUGUUGUUGGUGGUGUUAUUAUCUUAAUUGUUGUUGUUUUUCUAUGUGAAUAUGUUGCUACUGCUGCUGCUAUUAUUGUUGUUGUUUUUCUCGGUUGUGAUGUUGUUGCUUUUGUUGUUGUUUUUCUCGUUUUUGCUGCUAUUGUUAUUGUUGUUGUUGCUCUUUCUACUGCUGAUUCUACUAAAGUCUAUGGGCGGAGUUGUUUUGUUGUUGCUUUUGUCAUUGGUGGUGGUGGUGUUGCAACUUUUGUUGUUGGUGAUGGUGGUGGUAGUGUUCUUUUUGUUGUUUUUUUGGUGGUGGUGUUCCACAUGUCGUUACUACUAUUGUUCUUUUUUUCCGGUGUUUUUAUUGUUGGUGGUGGUGGUGGCGGUGUUGAAAAUGUUGUUGGUGGUGGCUGUCACCAUCCACAAUUUAGUAAUUUAGGUGAAUUAUCCAAUAGAAAGACAAUGAAAGUUCUUGAGAAAGUAGUGAACCCUUAUAGGAAGGGUUGGUCAAAGAAUUUUGAUGCUGUUUUGUGGGCUUAUAUGAUUGUCAAUAAAACACCACUUGGAAUGUCUCCUUUUAGGCUAGAUUAUGGAAAAGAUUGUGUGUUAACAUGCCAUAAUGAUAAGUAUUAUCUUGGCACCUAUCUAGGUAGCGUGAAACCACUCAUUACCUAUGAGUUACGUGAUAUCAAGGAAGUGUGGAGGAGUUUAAAGAGGAAAAUAUGCAAGGAGAUUUGA